GGACCACCGCCAGGUCAAUUACUCAGCUCAAAACCCUUCCACUCGAUCCCACUCGAACGAUCCCAUCAUUACCGGAGUAACAUCUUGAGGACGGGAAUCGAUUCGUCUACCCGACGAAAGCUCUUCUCCUGGCCCCGCGACCUCGAACUCGCUGCAGAUCUCACUCGGUCUCGUCCUUUUUUCCCCGUUUUUGGAAGACCUCGUUGUUGGUUUUGCUUCUUGUAAUUUUUGAAGGAGGAUUUGGAGCUUCUCUCUGGCCGUGGGGCUGGUUGGACUGGUUUGGAGGGCGGGAGGAGAGGAAGGGGGCAGGAUGGCGUCGGGGAGGAUAGGAGGUCCUUCAGCGCCGCCCGUCCGGCGUGAUCCCUACGAGGUACUCUGCGUGUCGAAGGAUUCGUCCGAUCAGGAUAUCAAAGCCGCGUACCGGAAGCUUGCUCUCAAGUACCAUCCCGAUAAAAAUGCUAGCAAUCCUGAAGCAUCUGAACUUUUUAAAGAAGUUGCAUAUUCCUAUAGUAUCUUGUCAGAUCCAGAAAAGAGGAGGCAAUAUGAUGCUGCUGGCUUUGAGGCUUUUGAAAGUGAAGGCAUUGAUAUGGAGAUUGACUUGUCAAGCCUUGGAACUGUCAAUACAAUGUUUGCAGCUCUUUUUAGCAAGCUGGGAGUUCCUAUCAAGACUACAAUUUCUGCCACUGUUCUUGAAGAAGCUUUAAGUGGAACUGUCACAGUUAAACCACUUCCUCUUGGAACAUCAGUCACCGAAAAAGUGGAUAAGCAAAGUGCUCAUUUUUUUGGUGUAACAAUUAAUGAUCAACAAGCUCAGGCAGGGAUUGUUGUUCGAGUAACUUCGGCAAUACAAAGUAAAUUUAAGCUACUUUACUUUGAGCAGGAAGCUAAUGGUGGCUAUGAUUUAGCAUUACAGGAAGAUAGUGAAAAGAUUGGCAAAGUAACAUCUGCAGCGAUGUACUUUUUACAUUUUCAAGUGUAUCGGAUGGACUCUGUAGUUAAUACGUUAGCCAUGGCGAGAGAUCCUGAGGCUGCUUUCUUCAAAAGGUUGGAAGGCCUCCAACCUUGUGAGGCCUCUGAACUAAAACCUGGCACCCACAUAUUCGCCGUUUAUGGUGAUAAUUUUUUCAAAUCUGCUACAUAUACCAUUGAGGCUUUGUGUGCAAAAUCAUAUGAGGAUACCACAGAGAAACUUAAGGAGAUUGAGUCUAAAAUUUUAGCAAAAAGAGAUGCCUUGCGGCAAUUUGAAAUAGAAUACAGAAAAGCACUUGCAUGUUUUCAGGAGGUCACAAACAAGUAUACCCAAGAAAAGCAAUCUGUCGACGAGCUGUUGAAACAAAGAGAUAAUAUACUCUCCUCAUUUACGAUACAUAGAAGUGUGAUCAAUUCUAGUGGUGAUGCUAAUAGUAGUUGCAAAACUCCUGAUGAGGAUAUCAGAUUUGGCAGCCCAAAUGGAAGUCUUGAUGUGAAAAAUAAAUUGAACAAAAAAAAAUGGUUUAAUCUCAAUCUUAACCAUUCUGAUAGGAAGGGCUGAUCAGCUCUACUGUGAAAUGAUGUGUUAUAUUGAGAGUCUUAUGCUAGGAGAAAGUUGCCAGUUUUUCAUUGUUUGCCAUACAUGUAAGAUCACCCUGUGAAUCUCUCGAAGUUUUAUCAUAACCUCCUUAUGCUAUUUUUGAGCUCUGUAA
This is a messenger RNA of Musa acuminata AAA Group (dessert banana), 1682 nucleotides long. Its product is annotated as chaperone protein dnaJ 15-like. The transcript has 11 exons. The record is from RefSeq and is a predicted model, not a curated record. Bases 311 to 1531 code for a protein of 406 amino acids. NCBI's taxonomy places the organism in Eukaryota, Viridiplantae, Streptophyta, Magnoliopsida, Zingiberales, Musaceae.